This is a messenger RNA of Rhagoletis zephyria (snowberry fruit fly), 4658 nucleotides long. RefSeq lists its product as uncharacterized. The record is from RefSeq and is a predicted model, not a curated record. NCBI's taxonomy places the organism in Eukaryota, Metazoa, Arthropoda, Insecta, Diptera, Tephritidae.
CUGUAAUCUUAGAAGAUUUUCAUUAGUGUGCGCGAGUAUACAUAAAUACAUAUAUUUACAUACAUAUAUUACGCUUGAUAUUUAAUAAAUAAUUUGAUAUCCGUGCGAAAUUGCACCUAAAUUGCGGUGUUAACUUAUUUGAUUGUGGUGGUUUAUUCGCUUAAAACUUUGGGAAAGUUAUAAUUUUCGAAGUGCUCUCGUAACUUAUUUUCAUUAGGAUCUUAAAAAUGGAAACAUUUAUCCGAUUAGCUGAUGUUGUGCCUGAGUUUGAGGCCGACUACAAUAGCAUGACUGAAACGGAGCACACAAAAUACACUCUUGCCAUCCAGCAAGAGGAACUGAAAGCCAUGUGGAGGAAAGCAAAGAUAGCGUACGAAGAGUAUUUGAGUUCAGGUGCGGUAGAAGCAAAAUCAGCCUCAGUGAAGGCUAAGUAUAAAAGUACCUAUUCUACUUAUCUGCGCUGCAUGUCGAACAUGGCAGAACUCCAUGCGAAGCUCGUCAAAAGUGACAAAGAUACCGAGGAUAUGUCGGCCAGAGAACACAACAUCCAUCUCCCACCGUGUGAUACGGAUGUGUUCAAAGGCGAUUAUCUCUCGUGGCCUACAUUCCGUGACAUGUUUACGGCCAUUUAUAUCAAUAAUAAGCGCCUCACUCCUGUAGAAAAGUUGUUUCAUUUGAACCAGAAAACUCAGGGGGAGGCCAAAGAGAUAGUUAGCAAAUGUGAUGUUACAAACGAGGGCUUCAAUACUGCAUGGAAAAACCUUUGUGAUAGGUUCGAGAAUAAACGCAUUCUAGUGAAUUCGCAGAUAAAGAUUCUUUUUAACCUAGAGUCAGUAGAAAGUGAGUGCGGUACUUCAUUAAAAAAGUUACAGCGAAAUAUUAAUAAUUGUUUAUCGGCUUUGCGAUGUCAUCAAAUUGACGUAUCCAAUUGGGACGCCAUCGUUACAUAUCUCUGCUCCACGAAAUUGCCAGAGAGUACGUUGGCUCUUUGGGAACAAACAAUUGAAAAUAAAACCGAAAUUGCCAAGUGGGAGGAUAUGGAUAAAUUCCUCUCUAAUAGGUUUCAAACACUUGAAACAAUAUCAGAUAUUAAAGCUGUAAAACACCCUCGAUUUUCAAAGCCCCAAAAUAGCAAAAACAAUGAAACUCAGAAAAGGCACGGGGCCUACCAAGCAAGCGUAGCCAAGAUUCUGUGCAAAUUUUGUAAAGGCAAUAAUCACAAACUGUCAAAAUGCCAAAAAUUUCUUAAAAUAACAACGGCAGACAGAAUCGCCUUCAUUAAAAAUAAUCAUGGUUGCUUGAAUUGCUUAUCUUCUGGACAUACUGUGACUAGGUGUACAUGCUCAUUUAAUUGCAGCAUCUGUCACCAAAGACACCACACGCUCCUUCACAUUCAAGCAUUUCAGCCAAAAGCAACUAUGAACCAAAGGCAUCAAACAAACGUAUCCGAUGGGUUAGAGAACAUCGCGUCAACUUCUGCUCAAGCUCAGGCAAGACACGAUGCUUCCAAAGCAAACAAAGGACCAACCCAAAAUGUCCAAUCCUGCUUUGCUAAUACCAACAUAGGAAUUCUAUUAGGGACCGCCCGAGUCAAUAUAUAUUUUAAUAAUACAAAUUUUUCGGCCCGCGCUCUAAUAGAUUCCGGAUCGGAGUGCUCUUUCAUUACUGAAAGACUUAAGCGUAGGAUUAAUCUGCCCUCGAGGAGGAUACAAGCUCAAGUAUCUGGAAUAAAUAACACAGUCUCAGCUCAAGUAAAAGAGGCGUGUUUUAUACAACUGCGGUCACCAAUUGACCCACUGAUCAAUAUAGAUACCACCGUGUUAGUAUUACCACAAUUAACUGGAAAUCUACCGACUUGCCAAAUCGAUGCUAGGACUAAGCAAGCGUUUCCAGAGUUAGUUUUAGCAGACAAGAGAUUUUUUGUAAGUGAGCAAGUUGAUCUUGUCCUCGGUGGAGAUAUUUACGCACAAAUAAUGCUAGGCGGUAUAAGGAAAGACGUACUGGGAACUCUUCUUGCUCAGGAAACCGUCUUCGGCUGGAUUCUCACCGGUCAAACUGACACAAGUACCCCAGCGAAUAAGUGCGUAUCAUUUUUUAGCGAAAUAAAUUUAGACAAACGCUUAGCGUCCUUUUGGGAAUUGGAAGAUAUCCCAAGAAAUAAGACCUACAACAAAGAUGAAACCUAUUGCGAGGAACUUUAUAAAAGCACUACUAAACGGAAUAAAGCAGGCAAAUAUAUUGUGUCACUGCCGUUCAAACAGGAUUUUCCAACUAACGUACGAUUAGGUCCGUCACUUAAGAUCGCUUGCUCACAAUUUUUUCGAAGUGAAACGCGUUUAGCAAAGGAUCCACCUUUACAAUCAGAAUACAAUAGGGUCUUGUCUGAAUACGAGACAUUGGGCCACAUGACUCGGAUUCCUGAACAUAUUCCUGGAGACGAAUGUGAGAACUACUUCCUACCUCAUCAUGCUGUCAGGAAAGAGGAAAGCACUACCACCAAAGUGCGAGUAGUCUUUAACGCAUCGUGUCCGACUGCAAACGGAGUCAGUCUCAACGACAUCCUCCACCCAGGUCCAGUCCUGCAAAGUGACUUGACAAUUUUAAUAUUACGGUGGAGACUAUUUCAAUAUGUGUUUAACAGCGACAUCGAAAAGAUGUAUCGCCAAAUUUUAUUAAACCCUGAUCAAACCAAAUAUCAACGUAUUGUUUUCCGAAAAAGCUCAAGCGAACCAAUUAAUUUAUAUGAACUGAACACGGUUACCUUCGGUGUUAAUUGCGCACCUUACUUAGCAAUUAGAACCCUACUUCAAUUAGCUGACGAUGUAGAGAGUUUAUAUCCUGUAGCUUCAGAUAUAUUGAAAAAAUGUAUGUAUGUCGACGAUGUUUUAGCAGGAGGACAUACCAUCGAAUCUACCAUCAAAGCUAAAGACGAGGUAUCAAUGGUUUUACAAUCUGCUGGAUUCCCGCUACGAAAAUGGACAUCCAACUGCGAAAAAAUACUGGAAGGAUUACCCAAAUCACACCUUUUAAACGAAGAUUUUUUGGAUUUUGAGGACACCAGUACCGUCAAGGCGUUGGGCAUCAGAUGGAAUGCCCAUUCUGAUAAGUUUUAUUUUACUGCCAAGCCAUUGGAGACUGAGGUUCGCUUUACAAAAAGAGCAAUACUUUCGGCUAUUGCAAAAUUAUUUGACCCAUUAGGAUGGCUCGCGCCAUUUGUAGUUACAGCAAAAAUUAUAAUGCAAGACAUUUGGUUGGAAGGAACAGGUUGGGACGAAAUUGUCUCAACUGCAUCGUCCGAUCGUUGGCAAAACUUUGUAGAGAGCUACUGCCACAUCGACAAAAUUCGUAUUCCUCGUUGGGUAUACUUUUCUCCUACAGAUAAAAUAGAACUUCAUGGCUUCUGCGAUGCCUCAGAAAAGGCAUACGCAGCCACUAUUUUUCUUCGGGUUCAAAAAGCGGAAAAGGUAUUUGUCAAUCUUCUACUAUUUCGUUACCACGAUUGGAGCUGUGCGGUGCUGUUCUGCUUGCAGAACUUGUUGAAUCGAUCGUUAGCAAUCUCACUUUAGGCCAGUUUACCACACAUCUGUGGACAGAUUCGACUAUUGUCCUAGCCUGGAUUCGAAAACCUCCCUGCUCAUGGUCAACAUUUGUUGCCCAUCGCGUAACAAAAAUCAUUGAGAAAGUUGGAAGCCAAAAUUGGCUCCAUGUGGAUUCAGCAUCAAAUCCAUCAGAUUUAGCUAGCAGGGGUAUUAUUGCGCAAGAAUUGGUAGCCUCUUCCUUGUGGUGGGAGGGUCCUUCUUGGUUGCAAGAAGAAAGAACACAAUGGCCCACACAGGAAAAGGACUAUAAGACACAGUUAGAACAAAAAAGGGUACAGGUUCAUGCGACCACGGCAGUCGAUAUUAGUAAUGAUAUUCUUGAAAGAUUUUCCGAUCUACCGAGAGCUUUGAGAGUUCUAUCAUACGUACUGAGAUUCUCCCAAAGAACUCGCCGUAACACUAGAGCUUCAUUUCAAGCGGAAUCUUGUUCGAUUUCAGCUGAUGAAAUCAAAGCAACGACUCAACGCUUAAUAAUUAUCUGCCAGAAGCAGCAUUAUGGUCAGGAGUACUCAUCACUGAGAUCGGCAAAAUUAAUAAGUCCAAAAAGUGAAAUCUUGUCCCUGAACCCAUACAUUGACAAGGAAAAUAUAAUUAGGACAGGUGGUCGCCUUGGAAAAUCUUUAGAUCUCGCUUAUAACGAGCGCCACCCAAUUAUCCUUCCAUAUAAUAGCAACUUGUCUCGUCUUAUAGUCCAGUUCGUUCACAAAGUAUCACUGCAUGGUGAGAAUCAGCUUAUGUUGCGCUUGAUUAGAACGCAAUAUUGGAUACCUCGAGUCCAGAAUAUGAUCAAAUCGACAAUUCACAACUGUAAGAUCUGUACGAUCUACCGAAAACGGUCGCAAACGCAGCUUAUGGGCAUUCUUCCUAAAGAACGCACCACAUUUUCACGCGCGUUUACUAACACAGGUGUCGACUUCACCGGACCUUUCGACAUAAAGAACUACAACGGACGAGGUUGCAGGGUGUCUAAGGGGUACGUAUGUCUGUUUGUGUGCUUUGCAACCAAGGCGAUCCAUUUGGAAGCCACCUCUGAUUUAAGCACACAAUCAUUCUUGGCAG